Molecule: messenger RNA, 2996 nt
Organism: Antechinus flavipes (yellow-footed antechinus)
Lineage: Eukaryota; Metazoa; Chordata; Mammalia; Dasyuromorphia; Dasyuridae
Gene: AQP6
Product: aquaporin 6
Exons: 4
Coding region: 249-1046 (265 amino acids)
Biological process (GO): transmembrane transport
Cellular component (GO): apical plasma membrane; plasma membrane
Molecular function (GO): nitrate transmembrane transporter activity; water channel activity
Source: RefSeq, a predicted model, not a curated record
ACCACAACAUUCCUCCAAAGGGAGACACACAGUGAGACACAGAGAACAAGGAAGACAAAGAAGGCUAAAUCAGAAGCCAAGCCGAACAGAAAGCAAGCAGGAAAAGAACUAGAGAAAUACUAGAUGAAGGCAGAAGAGAAGUAGAGUUAUACAGUCAAGAGAAGGAAGACACGCAGAAAGUGAGACAGAGGGAUUAAGGUGGGGAAAAGGAAAGGGAGGUGAGGCAGAGAUUACCUCUCAAAGUGAGGAUGUUGGUCUGUCGGUUCUGGACAGUGAUUAGCCGGGCAUUAUUUGCUGAGUUCUUAGCCACAGGGCUCUAUGUAUUCUUUGGUGUGGGUUCUGCCUUGAGAUGGCCCUCAGCAAUGCCCUCUGUGCUACAAGUGGCUAUUACUUUCAAUCUGGCCACAGCCAUGGCCAUCCAAGUCACUUGGAAGGUGAGUGGGGCCCACGUCAACCCAGCUGUGACCCUGGCUUUCUUGGUGGGUUCCAAUAUUUCUCUGCCAAGAGCCAUUGCCUACAUAGUGGCGCAACUGGCUGGGGCCAUUGCAGGAGCUGGUCUGCUUUAUGGAGUCACCCCAGGAGACAUACGAGGAAGCCUCGGAGUAAACGUGGUCCGGGGCAGUGUUUCCUCAGGCCAGGCUGUUAUUGUGGAGUUGGUGCUGACCCUACAGCUGGUGCUCUGUGUCCUGGCUUCUACCGACAGCCGCCAGACCCCAGGCUCUCCUGCUGCCAUAAUUGGAAUCUCUGUGGCUUUGGGCCACUUAAUUGGGGUCUACUUCACUGGCUGUUCCAUGAACCCAGCUCGCUCCUUUGGUCCAGCUGUCAUCGUUGGCAAGUUCUCUGUCCAUUGGAUCUUCUGGGUAGGACCAUUGACAGGAGCUGUCCUGGCAUCUCUGAUCUACAACUUCAUCUUGUUUCCAGACACUAAGACUCUGGCUCAGAGGAUAGCCAUUUUAGUAGGCACCAUGGAAGCUGAGGAGAUGGUACCUCAAAAGAAUGACCCAGAGCCCAUUUCAGGGGGCACUGAAAUACCCAAUUUGGUAUAGAGUACUUAAGAUCCAUCCUGUGGUGGUGGGCAGAACAAGAGUAUGAAGUAUCAGUCAAGAUACUUGGGACUAGUGGCAGCAUGUCAAAUGCAGUGAUCAAAUGGCCAAAGAAAUCUGGAGCACCUUGGUCAGAGAGAGGGCUUAUGUCCUGCCCUGAUGUGGAAGUGGGUUUCAUGGGGGGUUGAGGGAAGAGAGGGAAAAGAGAAGAUAGGUUGUCUCCUAGAAAAUUCUAGCCAGAAUAAAAUCCCAGAGUGGAUCUGGAUAGCCUUUAUCGCUUAGUCACUGGGAGAAGUUAGGGAACUCGGCUUACCUCUAUCACCUGACCUAGAACAAAGUCCAGACUUCUGAAUUAAUUCAAUGUAGCAAAGUGUAUUAAGCCUUCACUGGUACAGAAUUUGUGUUAGUCAAUGGGGAAGUUAAAAAGGUCAACAAUACAGUUCCUAAUCUCAAAAAAGCUUAGUCUAGUAGAGGUAAUUAAAAAAAUAGAGGUAAUCAUAAUACCGACUAGUAUAAGCCCAAAGUAUAGGAGAGGUAUUAGGACCAUUGAAGGAUGGAUCACUUCCCAGUUUUGGAAAGGAAUCAGAAAAACAUUUGUGGAAAAGUUGGUAUAUGAACUGGAGUUCAGAGGAUGUAGAAAUCAGAGAUAGAGAUGAUUUUUCAAAAAUAAUUAUAAAUCAUAAAGGUUGAUGCCAAAAAAGCGUGGACCUAUGUAUAGGGAAUAGCAAAUAAUCUAAUUUAUCUGAAGCACAGUAAAUAUCUUGGUGAAUGGCAUAAAAUCAGGCUAAAAAAGUUGUGUGGCUUAACACCUUGAAAAAACAAUCUGAGACAACUUCAAACAUAGCAAAGGUUUUGAGCAAAAUUGUGGCAAGAUUCCUGAGGCAGCUAUGAAUGAAUGAAAGAAAAAGCAUUUAAGGCUUACUACUUGCCAAGCAGGUAAGGGCAUGGGCCUUAGCACUGCUGGAUACAGAUACAAAAACAAGACAAGUUUCUACUCUCAAAGCUUCCAUUCUAAGAGAGGAAAAUAACAUAUACAGGGAAGUUAAUGGCAAGAAAGGGGUGAUUUGGUUUGGGAAAGUAGAGAUGGUAACUAUAGUUAAAGGGCUAUUUGUUUGACAAUUCUUUCCAGAAAUGACAGUACUGGUUUGAUUACUAUUCUCAGAACUAUGGGGAGAAGAGAGCAGGAAUAUAUGAGUUUGUUUAGCAAGUUGGGAGCCAUGGUGUGAGACUGGGGCAAACUAUUUAUGACAAACUCUAUCCAAUCAGAAGCCCAAGGCCCCAGGGCUAGAACUAGAUAGAGUUGUACCUACUCUAAGGUCAGGAGUUAGGGAAGGAAGAAAAAUGGCAAAAAGCUAUGUACAAAACAAAUUGGAAAAGAAAGAGAAUGGGAGCCAUGGAGAUCAGUUAGGCUGAUAUUGCCAUGAUCCAAGUGGUAAUGAGAGAUUGUACUAAGUCAGUGGCAAUGAGAAUAGAAACUCAUGUUAGCUAUUUUGGAUAUAGAUAGGAUCUGGUAACUGGCUCAUUAUUAAGAGCUAAGAGAUGGACAUUUGAAAUAUAACUGAGACCAAUGACAAUGUAUCAAAAGCAUGAGUCCCAGGCUACAGAAUCUGGGAGGGGGGCAGGGAAGACUUAUUCAGAGAGAGGGGCUUCUGUUCUGCCCUGAUGUAGAAGUGAAUUUCAAGGAAGGGCAGUGGGAUUUGAGAGGGUAGGGAAAAAAAAAGAAGACAGCAUGUCACUGAUCUCCCUUAUUAGAAUCUAGCUAAAAAUAAAUCUCUUGAGUUAUGGAAUACAUUGAUGAAGUCAGAAAGUAAGUCUGGGUUGGGGCCAGGCAAAACAAACUAUUUGUGACACUUUGGGCAACACUGUAAAAUGGUAUGUUCUCAAUCUUUCAUGGCUUUGUCAGAAAAACAAAUAUUUCAUGCCAUAAAGUGAAAUUUGCUGCCAUAAAGAAAA